AUGGAGGGCGUAGAGGUCCAACCACACAUCCAGCUGCGCAAGGGGCAGGUUCAACCCGUAGUGCUUACUAUGGGGGACCCCAAGCGCGUCGAUGAGGCUAACUACGACCCCACCGGCCGUGUGGUUGCUGAGGGAAAGAAGAAGAUGCUUACGGUAGCAAUCCGUGCUUGUGCAGACUUAACAAAGGAAUUUUCAAGCAAAUAA
This is a messenger RNA of Eimeria mitis, 204 nucleotides long. Its product is annotated as purine nucleoside phosphorylase, putative. The record is from RefSeq and is a predicted model, not a curated record. NCBI's taxonomy places the organism in Eukaryota, Apicomplexa, Conoidasida, Eucoccidiorida, Eimeriidae. Gene Ontology annotation, biological process: nucleoside metabolic process. The transcript has 3 exons. The coding region runs from base 1 to 204 and encodes 67 amino acids. Gene Ontology annotation, molecular function: catalytic activity.